GCGCUGAUUGGUCCGUUGGGCAGCCAGCAGUGGGACAGGCACGCUCCAGGCCCGGGCCGAUAAGAUAAAGCGUUUGGAGGGGGGCACACGUCUGGUGGCUCCGGAAAUCCCCUGCUGUCCCUGGGGCGGCAAGCAAAUAUAAGGAAGGGCCCUCCGCCCCUGCCCAACGAGUCGUGUGCUGGACUCUCAGCCUGCAGCGUUUCUGGUCCUUCCUCCACUCUACCUCUUUUCCCCCCUCCUCCUCCGUGUUCACCCUACCCCGAGCAGAGAGGCCCCAGGAGGCCGGAGCCGCACCUCUCCUGGGGUGGGCGGGAGGACGGGGAGACCGCUCUCGGCUCCGCCCCGGCUCUGCUCUGCCUCUUCCCCUCUGAGCUAGGAUGGCCCCCAAGCCCGCCUGCGUGGUGACCAGCGAGCCCUCCUUUCCGAGAGCUUCAGACGCAGCCACCGCCACCGACGCCAGACUGUGCGCCUCCUGUGCCUUGUCCCCUCCCGGCAGCCCCAGCCCAGCGCCGCCGCGGACCUGCGCCGAAAGCGAGUCCCGUGGAGCUCCCAAGAAGGGUAGGGCUCGGCGCGGGGGUCGCAGCCGGCCCAAGAGCGACGCGGCGCUGAGCAGACAGCGGCGCAGCCGGCGCAUGAAAGCCAACGACCGCGAGCGCAACCGAAUGCACAACCUCAACUCGGCGCUGGACGCGCUGCGCGGCGUUCUGCCCACGUUCCCGGACGACGCCAAGCUCACCAAGAUUGAAACGCUGCGCUUUGCGCACAACUACAUCUGGGCGCUGACCGAAACGCUUCGCAUGGGGGAGCACAGUCUCCGGGGGCUAGGCCUGGGCCUGGGGCUGGGCCUGGCCCCACCUCCGCUCCCCUCCGGGGAGCUUAGCAGCCCUGGCAGUGCCUCCUCCUCCACCAGGGAGUGGGGCUCGCUGUACUCUCCAGCCUCGCAGGCGGGCAGCCUGAGCCCCACCGCCUCGCUGGAGGAGCCGCCGCCCUUGCACUCAGCCGGCUCCCCGGUCUGCCUGGGUCCCGAAAUCCUGUCCUUCCCAGACUUUGUGUAGGGGGGCCCAGAAGAGCCUGAGAGGAGAGUGGGCUCUUAGGGCUAACUCACACGCCCACGCGCGGGAAGCAAGCCCUUGGACACUAGAUCUUCGGCCUUUGGGCAGCUUUCCCAUUUCAGAUUCUUCUUCCACAGUUGCCAGUUUCUUCCAGGUUUGGUGGACUUAAGCAUAUUCCUUCUCGAGCACGCCAAGAGUCGGCAUGCCAGGAAGUGUCUGCAGUUUAGGCAACAGGUCCCACCGAAUUCCUACAAAGAGCACCAGAUUAAUGGUGCCAGAAUCAAAUUCACCUUCUCGUGGUCACGCGCUCGUCUGCCUGAGCUGCUCUCUACUGACUCCUGUCUCUCAAUCUGUCCUUGUCUAUACCUUUUUUUACCCCUCCCUAUUUCCUUAUCUCUCUCGGUGUGUCUCUGUAUGUUUCGUCUCUGUGUCCGUUUCUCUCAAUGUCUCUCUUCCCAUGUCUGUCUUGUUCUGUAUGUCUUUAGCUGUGUCGGUUUGCAUGUGUUUCUAUUUCUCUCUUGCUGUAUCUAUUUCUGUCUUUGUCUCUCUCUCUCUUUCACACACACACACACACACACACACACACACACACACACACGCGUUAAACCCUGUUUUCUUAUACCCUAAGUGCUUUCCUCCUCCGCUUGGAGCUGCUUUCUUUCCCACUAGGAGUGCCCCGCCCCCGCGCCACCACCACCACCCCCUGCACGGCUCCUCUCUUACUCAAUCACGAGAGAAGACGCUCAGCCUUCUCCUCUAGCACUUUCUGGAGCUGCCUCCGGCUAUGGAUACAGCGGUGAGGUUCGAACUUGAUAGAACUCUAGGACCAAAAGGCGGUGCCUGAGGCCAUCUUUCCGACUCCCCCAUCCCGAAGCCCGCCCCUCUAUGUGGUGGGGGAGGUUGCGACCCCGGCGCCCGACCUGGGGCGGACAAUAUCUCUUCUUGAAAUCAGGUUUUGAUUUUUAUGAUGUCUUUUGGAAUGAUUUUUGGUACUCGGACACAGUAAAUUAUAUUAAUUUUCCAUUUUGUAUUUAUUAAUAUUUCAUAGCGGGAAAAUAUAUAUUUUGUAAAUAAGAUUAUUUUGACAUCGUUGAAAGCCUUUUGGUGCCAAUAAAAUAUUUGG
Molecule: messenger RNA, 2175 nt
Organism: Trichosurus vulpecula (common brushtail)
Lineage: Eukaryota; Metazoa; Chordata; Mammalia; Diprotodontia; Phalangeridae
Gene: NEUROG3
Product: neurogenin 3
Exons: 2
Coding region: 378-1055 (225 amino acids)
Molecular function (GO): protein dimerization activity
Source: RefSeq, a predicted model, not a curated record